Cephus cinctus (wheat stem sawfly) is the source of this 1803-nucleotide messenger RNA. RefSeq names its product zinc finger CCCH-type with G patch domain-containing protein. The record is from RefSeq and is a predicted model, not a curated record. The transcript has 9 exons. Gene Ontology annotation, cellular component: nucleus. Gene Ontology annotation, molecular function: DNA-binding transcription factor activity, RNA polymerase II-specific; metal ion binding; RNA polymerase II cis-regulatory region sequence-specific DNA binding. The coding region runs from base 146 to 1690 and encodes 514 amino acids. Gene Ontology annotation, biological process: negative regulation of DNA-templated transcription; regulation of transcription by RNA polymerase II. Lineage: Eukaryota; Metazoa; Arthropoda; Insecta; Hymenoptera; Cephidae.
GAGGAGAAAAAUCAGCUGUGUGCUGUUUAGCGAGUUAGUAUUUGGUGGUAGGCUAUGAAAAUGUAAAUUGUCACUGGUACUGUCAAAGUUUGGAUUUAUUUGCCUAGUGAAAGGUAGGCUGUGUUUGUUUUGUACAAGUACCAAAAUGACAGACGCUCAUAGCUUGAGGCAAGCUAUCCAGGAAUAUGAGGCACAGUUAUCCCAAGUACAAGUGGCACUUUCUGCCACUGGAAAAGGACCUGAUAAAGAUAAUCUACUUAGCUUGCAAUCUGACAUACAAGAACUCAUUAGUUUGACUAAGGAUAGCUUGCAGAGUGUCCUCGAAGGCAAAAACAAUGAUCAAUCUAAAAAAUUUACAGACGAAAAUGAUGAUCCACUAGCAAAAGAAUAUGCUUUAUUCAAGGCUGAAUUGGGCGAGGAUUCAAAUGACUCAAAUAAUAUUGAUCAAAAUAAUACAUCGGCUGCAAACGGUAUCGAAGAUGAGUUGAAGGCGCUCGAGGGUACUAAAUGUCGUGCUCCCCAUGGUAGCAGUUGGGGUGGCACAGGUUAUCACAAUGCUAUGGUUGGCUCUAUUUAUAAGAGCAAUCAGGAAGAAAUCAGAAGCAUGAAUGAUAUCAAGGUCAGAGUUCUCUUCAUGAAUCCUACACACAAGGAGAUGCUUCCAUGUCCUUACUUUCUUGAUGGAGCAUGUAAAUUUUCAGAUGAGCAAUGCCAUUAUUCACACGGAGAAGUGGUGCCAUUUUCAAGCUUGCAGGAAUACAGAGAGCCAGAUUUCUCAAGUAUUAAAAUGGGCAGCAGAGUAUUGGCAAUGCAUACGAAUAAAUUGUGGCACAGAUCCGUAGUGCUUAAACUCCCUGAAAAGAAUGAAGAGAAAUUUCGUGUAAAGUUUGAGGCUAGUGGAAAUAUUCUGGAAGUUAGUUUACAAGACCUGCUUCCACUUGGCGACGCGGAUCUAGACAUGUCGGAUUCUUCGGACGACAGCGAACUGGAAACUGAAGUUGUAGAAAAGAACCAAGAGCAUUUGGUUCAUAAGUCCCUCUUAACUUUGAACGGCAGUGAAGCUUUAGGAAACUGGGAGAGACAUACUCGCGGUAUAGGAAGUAAACUUAUGGCGCAGAUGGGUUACAUUUCCGGUACUGGAUUGGGCAAACGAGCAGAUGGUAGAAUCGAACCAGUGGAAGCAACUGUAUUACCAGCUGGCAAAUCAUUAGAUCAUUGCAUGGAAUUGCGAGAGAAUGCUGGUGGUGACAAAGAUCUUUUUUCCGUCGAACGCAAAAUGCGUAAGCAAAAACGUAAAUUGGAGCAACAACGAGAGAAACAAUAUCAAAAAGAAGUACAACGUGAGAAAAGCAACGUUUUUAAUUUUAUCAACACGACAUUAGGUGACAAGCCGAAAAAUGAGAGCGAAGCUGGAGGCUCAAAAUAUAGAAAAAAUUUGAAAUCAGAAUCCAAUCAGAGACUGAACGUAGCGAGUCUUAAAAUAGGACAAAAUAUAACUAGGCUUGAGAGAGAAUCUGCAAAGCUGAAGGAAUCAAUGGGACGCCACGCAAAGGGUAGCAUACAUUACAACAACAUUGUAAUGCAGUAUAACGACAAACAAAAGGAACUCGUAGAUCUACGAACUGAUGAAAAACAUAUUGCGGCUGAACAAAAUCAACGUAAGAAUAAAGCUAAACUAUCUAUAUUUUGAUAAGAAUGCAUUUCAUUGAUAUUAAUAGCAAUAACUUCAUCAGAAAAUGUCAAUAUGUAUAUAUAAAGUAGACAUGAAAAUAAAUAAUAUAUGAACACAUUUUCGUAAUCAUU